Molecule: messenger RNA, 879 nt
Organism: Quercus lobata
Lineage: Eukaryota; Viridiplantae; Streptophyta; Magnoliopsida; Fagales; Fagaceae
Product: putative disease resistance protein RGA3
Exons: 3
Coding region: 1-879 (292 amino acids)
Molecular function (GO): ADP binding
Source: RefSeq, a predicted model, not a curated record
AUGGCUUGGGCUCUUGUUUCUGCUAUCAAGGACCAGCCUAGUUCUUUCAUUACUUCUGAGUUCACUUCGAUUGCUAAUGUCAAGGGAGAAGUUCAAAAUCUUGAAAGCAAAUUCCACACCAUCCAGAUGGACGAUGUGUUGGAUGAGUGGAACACUGCCAUGAUCAAAGCAGAGAUUGAGAAACAACAAAAAGAAUUCGAAGAAGAAAAAGCUGAAACUAGUGCUAAGAAAAGGAAGGCAAGAGUAGUGAAGAGGAAAGAAACCUCCAUGUCAUCUCUUUGGAGCAUCCUAAUAGGCAAGAGUAGUGAAGAGGAAAGAAACCUCCAUGUCAUCUCUUUGGUGGGCAUGGCUGGUAUUGAGAAAACUAGUCUUGCCCAACUAGCCUUUAAUCAUUGUCUAGUGAAGGCCCAUUUUGAUAUAAGAAUUUGGGUUUGUGUUUCCGAACCUUUUGAUCAAUGUAAGGUUGCCAAAGCAAUCAUUCAAGUUUUUGGAGUUGGUGACUCCAACGUUACAGAAUUGCAAAGUCUAUUGGAACAAAUAUGUGAAUUGAUUAAGGGAAGGAAGUGUUUUCUUGGUAUUGACUAUGAGUGGACUGAAGACUCCACAUUGUGGGAGCCAUUCAGGCUUGCACUCCAAAAUGGUGCCCCAGGUAGUAAAAUUCUGAUCACCACACGUAAAAACAUAGUUGCAAAGAUGAUGGGUAGUACAUACACAAUCAAUUUAGAAGUACUUUCUAACAAAGACUGUUGGUUGGUGUUUAGUAAAAUAGCACUUUGUGAUAAGAAUUUUGAGGAGUGUAAGCAGCUAGAGCACAUUGGUAGAAAAAUAGUGAAGAAGUGUAAAGGCUUGCCACUUGCUGCAAAGUUGUUCCUUAAGUAA